UGUCAGCUUGUGCUUUUGUGCCUGGAAGGAUUUGGCUCCACUGAUUCUCUUGUGCUGAAAAGGUAUUGCUCACCUGCCCUGCUUCUCUGACUCAAGUCAAAACAAGUCACACAGUUUUUUUGGCACAACCAGAGUGAGGCAGUGCUGGGAAGAGAGAAGGAAGGGAUUGGAAAUGUGAACAAAAACUGCAUGCAGUUGCAGUGACUUGGAUAUUAGGUGUAAACCUCCCUGAUUUUCCUCUCAGUAACAAGUACCUGGAAACAAAACCCCCAAAGCCCCUUUAAGCAGAAGACAUUACAGCAUUUUCCAGGUGUGACCAUACUGUCUCUCUUCACAACCUGGGUUUGGCCAUGAAAAGUAAGAAUAAGGAUGAGACCAGCGAUACAGACAGUGGCAUCAUAAUCCAGUCCGGACCUGAUAGCCCCAUGGCUGCAAUGAAGGAUUUGACACAAGCCAUGAGGAAGCAGCAAAAGGCCCUUGAGGAACGUCUGGAAGCCUGUUUACAGGAACUACGAAGAUUAUGCUUGCGUGAAGCUGAAUUGACAGGAAUGCUGUCUUCAGAAUAUCCUCUGAAACCAGGAGAGAAGCCCCCGAAGGUCCGCCGUCGAAUUGGUGCUGCUUUCAAACUGGACCAAAAGGCUAUUCUUUCAGGAGCAGAUCCGCUGAGCACAUUAGAGAGAGAUCUGGCUCUGCAGCUGCAGAUUGCUGAAGCUGCUCGAUGUCUUUCCAAGGAAGAAAAUCUUGCCAAGCAGGUUCGAAAACGCCGGAAAAGUGCUGUUUUGAAAGAGGAAAAGAAACUGAAGGAGUUGGAGCAAGCGCUCAGUGAAUAUCGCCUGGCAUCCAAACAGUCCACCCUGCUGAAGACCAUUGCUCCAGCCUUAGAAGGGUUUGGUGCCUCUGACGAACGUUCCUUCUUGGAUGCGACUGUGAGAGAAGAAGAAGUCCCAGUGGUGAAUCCUCACCUUCCAACAAAAAAUAUACGUUGGACCCAAAUCCAGUCUUACCACAGUUCUUCAUCGCAACUUUCCCCCCUUGGCUUUCUAGAAGAUUCAACUCAUCAUCCAGCUGCUGAAGUGGAGUCUUCUCCCAUCCAGAAUAGCCCCUGGAAAGAAACUAGUUUGGAUAAGCCCUAUGAGAAGCCCAAGAAGUCGUUUGAGACCAACAACAUGCUGAGCACAGCAAGCGUAAUGUCCCCACCGGCACCCAGCCCUUCCCUUCAGAGGGCAGUUGAGACACAUCCGUGUCACUUGGAUCUUCCUAGGAAGCUGGAAGUAAGAAGACAGGCUGGUUUCAGUGCCCCUCCAACCCCAGAAUUCCCGGGAAGGAGAGGACAGUCUCAGCUGAUAAGGGUAUGUUCAACUCGGGAAAGUUUGGAGUCCCGUGGAAGAAGUGCACUACCCAGGCGACGCCCCACCUACUAUACCGUGACUGUCCCUGAGUUCUGUUUCUCUGCAUCCAAUCCUAACCCUGCUCUGAAAGCCAACUUUCACUCUGCUUCAGAAGAUAGCAGUUCAGAUGUCUCCAGCAUCUCUUAUACAACAUCUGCCGGCAGCAGCAGCCCAGACAUUUCCUUUAUGAAGCCAGCAACUGUCGUGUCCAAGGAGGAGCCCAUGCAGCUGUUCCAUAACCAGGUCUUCAAGGGACAAGAAGCAGAAUACCACCGCCUGUGUCCUCAAAACCUGCGUUCAGGGCCAGUUUUUUUUCCUGCCACAGAACACGUGCCCAGUAGCCACCUGACUGCUGGGAGAGAGCUCUGCCACAGUCGGCCAUCUUUUCUCUCUGGCAGCUCAGCCCACUUUGCCUACAAGGAAGAAGCGGUGCCAGUUAGACUCCACAGGUCAGUUGUAGCCCACAGCAGGGUAGUUCGCACACCAUCCCUGAAGGACUUUGUCCCAGUGGGUCCUCGAGUUCUCUCCAAGGCGGCAGUGACAGAAGAGUUAAAAUCCUGGCACGAACGAACCCGUCUGCGCAAUGCACGUCCACAUUCCCUGGAUAGGCAAGGGGCUUUCCGUGUGCGCAGUGUGCCAGGCAGAGAACUGCAUUCUCCGUGUUCCUUUGGGCAUCAAAUUCAGGUACCUCGUGUCCAUAUCCUCAAACGCUCUCCUGAAGGAGCCCCUGUGCAGGUCUACGUCCCAGAAAAUGGAGAAAUCAUUACUCAGGUUUAGAUGCUGCUGGACCCUGGCAGCAUGAGCAGGAUGAUUACCUCUUAGGCCCUUGUCUGGGAGGGGAAGAAGAGGCCUUAAUUCAAGUCUUGACAUGUUCUUGCAUCUUGUACUCCUUCUAUUUAGAAGAGAAACUUUGGGACUUGUUCUGCAAGCUACGUGAGAUCAUAUUCCUAUGAUGUUGAUACAGUGUACUGGUGACAACAGAAGUUAUGUUUCUUGUAUUAUAUGAAAUAUAGAUCAGAGUAACUAGGAUUUGUCUGCCUAUUUAUUCUCUCCUAGGUCUGUGCUGGAAACAGAGUCUCUAUAGAUUAUGGAAAUGAAAUUGGUGUAGGAUUUUUGUAGUCAGAGCUAUUUCUGACUACAACUUACUUUCUGGUGGAAGUAGAAUGUAUGUGUACCUACACAAGUUCCUUCCCAAUUACUAGAUUUGCCUUCUUUGUUCCUAAAGAAAGCUACCUGAUGCAGCCAAUGGUCUGCCUUAGUGUACUUCAUACUCCAUUGUUAUUCUGCCUUUUUUUAGACUAAUGGAAUUCACAAAUCUUGCUAUCUCUGUGGACCUGUUUAUGAAUCCUUGUUUUCAGUUUUAAUGGAAUUUUGUAUUAAAAAGAGGCCCAUUUUGAUGGAUGAACUAUAUAACAUAUUGCUCAACUUUUCUAUGCAAUCCUAAUUAAAUUAUGGCAGCAGAGGGUUGCCUACAUAGAACAAAUUCCAUGUCACAUAGUUGAUAAUCAUCUAGCAUUGAGCCAGACAACCAGCUUUAAUUUUAUAGCAGAAGAGAUUGAUGACUGGUUUAUCAACUGUAAGAAAACAACUCACUAUUCACUGAUCUCUUUGGCAAGAAACAAGAUGGUUUACACAAAGACAUACUCAGACCAUUACACUUAUGGCCAGAAAGUAGUUUUAUAGGUUAAUAAGGUGUUUAAUUCAACAAUAAACUCAGCAACCUUAGAAUUGAGCAACAUAUAUGUGGAACCUGGGAUGAUCUGUACCCAAAUGGAAACACUUGUUGGGCUGUUUUAUUCCAAAGAUGGACUAAAACAUAGUUCCUCUGGGUGGAGAUGGGUCAGGGAGGGGAGGAGUAGGGAAAAGCCAAGUUUGAAGGCAUAUGCAAACUUUUGUGGUGGCAGUGACAAUGUAGGACAGAGAAGGCACUGAAAAGAUCAGAAGCAGUGUGGCCCAGUGCCACACUGGAACUUUGUGAUGGUAGCUGACUAGAAACCGGAGAAGAGGGCAAAGUAUACCACUGCAUAACAGUUACUCCACAAUCCUUCUGAAUGCUGUUUUAGCAGAAGCCUUGGGCAAUGGAAAUGUUGUGGGUUUUGUUUCUACCAAGCCACAACCGAUCCAAAACGUUUUUGGUUUAUCAUGGAUUCCAACCAAAACAUUUUUCCCUGCAGUAUUUUCUAUAUAUCCUUACUGUAAACCAUAGCCUACAGGGUGAAGAUAUGUCUUAAUUUUUAAGUCACUCUUGCAUUUAACCUGAGAGUUCUCAAGUUAAACUUCAGUACUGCUCAAGGGUAUAUACUAUAUUUCUAAGUUUUGGUAAAUUAUUAGUACUGUCCACCAUUUUUCUGUUAGUGUUCUAUGCCUUUUGACUUCAUUAAAAGUAGAAAUCAAGCUAAGAAAAUGUUCAAUCUAUUUACAUUAUUAAAAAAAAAUGUUGGCAAUGU
This is a messenger RNA of Crotalus tigris (Tiger rattlesnake), 3835 nucleotides long. It is a transcript of the gene INAVA, whose product is annotated as innate immunity activator. NCBI's taxonomy places the organism in Eukaryota, Metazoa, Chordata, Lepidosauria, Squamata, Viperidae. The transcript has 10 exons. The record is from RefSeq and is a predicted model, not a curated record. Gene Ontology annotation, biological process: adherens junction maintenance; positive regulation of protein ubiquitination. Bases 351 to 2165 code for a protein of 604 amino acids.